Messenger RNA from Eublepharis macularius, 1872 nucleotides. It is a transcript of the gene SBDS, whose product is annotated as SBDS ribosome maturation factor. Gene Ontology annotation, biological process: cytosolic ribosome assembly; ribosome biogenesis. Bases 56 to 808 code for a protein of 250 amino acids. The transcript has 5 exons. The record is from RefSeq and is a predicted model, not a curated record. NCBI's taxonomy places the organism in Eukaryota, Metazoa, Chordata, Lepidosauria, Squamata, Eublepharidae.
UCGGCGAUGGUAAACAAGGCGGUUGGCGCGCAGGCGCAGUACGAGCGCUGCCAUCAUGUCGAUUUUCACGCCGACCAACCAGAUCCGCCUCACAAAUGUGGCCGUGGUGCGCAUUCGGCGGGCGGGGAAGCGCUUUGAGAUCGCCUGCUACCGGAACAAGGUCGUGGGCUGGCGGAGCGGCGCUGAAAAGGACCUGGAUGAAGUCCUGCAGACCCACAGUGUGUUCGUGAAUGUCUCCAAAGGCCAGGUGGCAAAGAAGGAGGACCUUGUCAAAGCAUUUGGUACCGAUGACCAGACAGAAAUAUGCAAGACUAUCUUAACCAAAGGGGAGUUGCAGGUGUCUGACAAAGAGCGGCACACACAGCUGGAACAGAUGUUUCGCGACAUUGCAACCAUUGUUGCUGAAAAGUGUGUGAACCCAGAAACAAAGAGGCCAUACACGGUCAUCUUGAUCGAAAGAGCCAUGAAGGACAUCCACUACUCAGUCAAGCCAGGAAAGAGCACUAAGCAGCAGGCCUUGGAGGUGAUCAAGCAGCUGAAGGAGACCAUGCAGAUCGAGCGGGCGCACAUGAGGCUGCGCUUCGUCCUCCCUCCGAAAGAAGGCAAGAGGCUGAAAGAGAAGCUGAAGCCGCUCAUCAAAGUCAUCGAGAGCGAAGAUUUUGAUGAACAGCUGGAAAUUGUGUGCCUCGUAGACCCAGGCUGCUUCCGGGAGAUCGAUGAACUGAUACGAUGCGAAACCAAGGGGAAAGGGAGCCUGGAAGUGCUUAGCCUGAAAGACGUGGAAGAAGGGGACGAGAGACUGGAGUAGCAUCCGGCUGCCCACCUCCAUCUCUUCCAGCAAGUCCUAUAUUAAAGGCUGCCCCAAGCUGCCUCCUUGUGGGUUUAUUUUUUGCAAUAUCUAGUUUCAGUUAAAGUUUUUAUUUUGGUGUCUUUUUCUUCUCCCUACACUGACUGACCAGGUUUGAACACUACUAGUCCCUCGCUUAACUCUUAAAGGGAAAAAGGACCGCCUAGCUGGUUUGGCUCUACUGGGGCCACAGAUCCUUCUUCAAGGGCUAAGCCACAGUGAGUGAAAUGUACCCCAAGUGCCAAAGUAUCCUCCAUUUCAGCUGAGAGAUGUAAUGACUCAUUGAGGUGGGGCCAUCUGUAAGAGAAGCAGCUGAGGGCAGUCAUUUAAAUAAGCAGGAUGAGCUGAAUUGGAACACAGCCCAAGAGAUGGCUCUAGAGACUUGCAGAAGCCCUGCCUUGUGUUCCUGAAGACAACGGCCCCAUGCAAAACUCCCUCUUUGAAGGGAAGUACUCUGUUCUUAGGUACAAGCAUAACCCUUCUCAGAGAGGAGCACGGAGAAAGCCUUGCACAGAUUACAGAACCUCUAGAUUGGGGUUUUAGGAAGAGCUGUUUGCCCAUCCUUCUAUAGAUAGCUCUGGAAAUUUUCAAGAGCUUGGUCUUCAAAGACCUGCAUAGGACCGAGGCUUGGUGAACGGAAUACCCCUCUUCAUUCAAGAGGAACUGUAAGAAAGAACUGAUGGGACUCAAAUACUGACAACCCUGAAAAAGUUGUUCAGAUAAUUUAAUUUUCUUGGGGUAGUUGGGGGGGGGGGGCGGGUGCUUACAAUAAUAUAAAAGACAGUAUUUAUUAAUUAUGUGGCCUUUUGAUCUAACAAUGGACUCAGCUAAUGCUCAAAUAAACUUCCAAGCUUCUUUGGUGUUUUUUUUCUUGAUGGUACAAAUUUAUGAUGUGAGGGACGAUUCAAAUGGCUAAUGGUGGAAGUCACUGAUCAAAUCAUUGAGCAGAAAACUCGGGGGAGAAUAUUAAUUUGCUCUAGAAGAAGAAAGGUCCGUACAAAAUAAAAUGCAAAAACAUUUCUUGA